CAGAUGGUCUGUGCCAGGUGUGGGGGAGGGGGGUGGAGGACCCCUCCAGCACCCGCCUCUUCUCCCGUACGUCCGUGCUGCCUUGCACGCACCUGGAGGAGGUCGCUCUCAACAAGCCCGUGGAAUCCAGCUCCGAGUAUGCCGCAUUCCGGCGUAAAGAGGGAGGCAAUGACGGCGACGACUCCACCAUGUUCGAGAGCGGAGGCGACGUCGGGCCCUGGUGGAUGGUCGACCUCCAGAGCAUUAACCUUGUGCACACGGUGGAGAUUCUGAGCAGACAGAACUGUUGCCCUGAGAGGUUCCAUGACGUUGAGUUCCGCGUCGGACUCAAGCGAGGAACAACGGAUGACUUUUCUUCGUGGCCGCUUCUCGCCUUCUACCUCGGCCCCUACAGCUAUGCCGACUACCGCAUUAACUUCACGAGUCCUUCGAUGAUCCUCGGUCGUUACGUCGUUAUACAGAAGGUUUCGACAGACACCCAGGCUCUGCAGCUAAUCGACGUGAAGGUGUACGGGGCUUUCGACUGAGUUUUGUUUUCAUUUUCCGUCAGCUGUUCUCUCUAUCUGUCCAUUUCUAUCUCCUCUCGCCUG
Molecule: messenger RNA, 590 nt
Organism: Penaeus monodon (black tiger shrimp)
Lineage: Eukaryota; Metazoa; Arthropoda; Malacostraca; Decapoda; Penaeidae
Product: fucolectin-like
Exons: 3
Coding region: 189-527 (112 amino acids)
Source: RefSeq, a predicted model, not a curated record